This is a messenger RNA of Egretta garzetta (little egret), 806 nucleotides long. RefSeq names its product ST3 beta-galactoside alpha-2,3-sialyltransferase 2 (gene ST3GAL2). The transcript is spliced from 4 exons. Lineage: Eukaryota; Metazoa; Chordata; Aves; Pelecaniformes; Ardeidae. The record is from RefSeq and is a predicted model, not a curated record. Bases 9 to 806 code for a protein of 265 amino acids. Gene Ontology annotation, molecular function: beta-galactoside (CMP) alpha-2,3-sialyltransferase activity.
CGCCGAUCAUGAAGUGCUCGCUGCGCUUUUGCUUCCUCUCGACUGCCUUCCUCCUCGUCUUCGUCAUGUCCCUCCUCUUCACCUACUCCCACCACAGCAUCGCCUACCUGGACCCCGGUGGGCUGGGCAGCAUUCACCGGGUGAAGCUGGUGCCCGGCUACGCUGGCAUGCAGCGGCUCAGCAAGGGGGUCUGCCCACAGAUGCUGCAGCCCCAGUUCAAAUCCCACAACACUCAUGAGGUCCUGAGCAAGCUCUUCCAGAUCGUGCCAGGCGAGGAUCCCUACCGCUCCCGCGACCCCCGCCGCUGCCGCCGCUGCGCCGUGGUUGGCAACUCAGGCAACCUGCGUGGCUCCAGUUAUGGGCCAGAGAUCGAUGGGCACGACUUCGUCAUGCGGAUGAACCAGGCCCCCACGGUGGGUUUUGAGGGCGACGUGGGUGGCCGGACCACGCACCACUUCAUGUACCCUGAGAGUGCCAAGAACCUGCCCGCCAAUGUCAGCUUCGUGCUGGUGCCCUUCAAAACCCUGGACCUGCUCUGGAUUGCCAGUGCCCUCUCCACCGGCCAGAUCAGGUUCACGUACGCACCUGUGAAGCCUUUUCUGCGGGUGGACAAAGAAAAGGUGCAGAUCUACAACCCUGCCUUCUUCAAGUACAUCCACGACCGCUGGACCGAGCACCACGGGCGCUACCCCUCCACUGGCAUGCUGGUGCUCUUCUUUGCUCUCCAUGUCUGCGACGAGGUGGGUGGUGGCUCCUUGGAGUCCUCCUUGGGGCUCUGGGGUCCCAGAUGGGCCGUGGGAUCCUAG